AUGUCCGCCGGGCAAGACGACAACUGGCCAAGGGUGAAGGGUGCUCGGUCUGGAACAGAAACAUUAGAAUCAAUGGCUUCCUCCAAUGAUAAGCCCAUCAUUAAGAAGCGCGCCGUUGCCGCGACAUUUCUCUUCAGGUUCAACGACAGCAGCAGCAGCAAACCCGGGACAGCCGAGGUUGCUCUGUUCAGGCGAAGCUCCAAAGUCCGCACAUACCAGCAUAAAUUAGCCCCUAUUUCAGGCAGCGUUGAUCCAGAUGACUCCAAUCCCCUCGCCACGACGCUCCGAGAGAUCAAGGAGGAGACGUCGCUAGAGCUCGGUCGUGACAUUGAGCUCAUGCGCAAGGGCAAGCCGUAUUCAUUUGCGGAUCAUGACAUUGGUCGCGAAUGGACCGUCAACCCGUUUGCUUUCCGUCUCAAGUCCGUCGAGGAGGGCGGCAGAGGUGAACCCGGGAUCACGAUUGACUGGGAACACGAUGGCUGGGAAUGGCACGAUCCCCUCAACGUGAACGAUUCGGAGGAGUUUGGUGGUGUGCCCAGACUAGUGGAUAGUCUUCGCAGGGUCUGGCCCGAAAUUGAUCUAGGUGCAGCGGCUGGUGUAGCAUUGACAGACGGUCUUAAGGCGCUUCAAAAUGACCACGAGAGCGGUGCUCGAGUUCUGGCCGCAAGUGCUGUACGCAUCUUGAGAGACGUCAUUUAUAAACUGCCGCCGCCAGGCCAGUCAGAUGAUAGCGCCAAAGUCAUUCGCAUGGCAGCAUGGCAUCUGUGCUACAACGGCCGGGAGAGCAUGGGCGCUGCCAUUACCAGUUCGAUUGUCACGGUCCUGGACAAGAUAGAAGAGGUUCUAAAGAAGGUCAAGACCAACCCCGAGGGACAGAAAGACGAAGUCCUUUCAGAGAUUGACAAGUUCUUGGAGCAAAGAGAUUCGGCAGUCGAUCGCCUGCGUGGCUUUUUUGUCGAGCAUAUCAUUGCAAACACUUUCGACAACCGAAACCCACAGGAUACACUCUCCGUCCUCACAAUGUCAUACAGCUCAACCAUCUCUGGCUCACUUCUGGCAGCUGCAAGGAGUCUAAAUGUGGCAUUGGAUCUCCGAAUCCUAGAGUCCAGGCCCUUAUGCGAAGGUGUAACACUAGCCUCCAAACUACUUGAAGAGGCAACUCCGGAAGACAAUGUUAAUGUGACGCUCUACUCUGAUGCAUCCGCUGCCAUUGCUGCGCAAGGAGUGGAUGCCUUUCUGCUUGGUGCCGAUCGAAUCAGCGCGGAAGGAGACGUGAGCAACAAGACGGGAACGCUUCCCACCGCGUUAAGCACUCGUUACGUCUCGCCCAAUGCAAAGAUUAUUGUUCUUAGCGAAGUAGAAAAGAUUGCUGGGCCAGGCCCAAUCAACGAGCACGGUGUGGAAGAGAAUGAUCCCGCAGAGCUAUGGCGAAGCUGGAAUAAUACAGUCAAAGGAGCCAGUAUCCUUGUACAAUACACGGGAAAAUCACACGAAAACACCAGUCACUCGACAGCCUCGGUGAAGAACAUCUAUUUCGAAUGGCUCCCAGCAAGUUUUGUCAACACUUACAUUACUGAUGAGGGUUCCUGGUCUUUGAAGGAUAUCAGGGCGAAAUCUUCCGAAAUCGGAAAACAGACAACACGGUUCUUUUCCGGCUUAUAA
Molecule: messenger RNA, 1662 nt
Organism: Pestalotiopsis fici W106-1
Lineage: Eukaryota; Fungi; Ascomycota; Sordariomycetes; Amphisphaeriales; Sporocadaceae
Exons: 2
Coding region: 1-1662 (553 amino acids)
Molecular function (GO): S-methyl-5-thioribose-1-phosphate isomerase activity
Source: RefSeq, a predicted model, not a curated record